UCAGAGCGCGGCGUUGACAGCCACUGGCCACUGAUCAGCCCACUUUGUCGGGGUUUGUGUCUCCAUGCAAGACUGCUGAGAAAGAAGCUCUGACUCUCACAUUUUCUUAGACUUGCAAGGCAAGCGCACGCAGCCAAACAGCAAGCCAGUCCACGGCAACAACAUUCACAAAAAGUGAAAAGUCUUUUUUUUUCAGCGUCAUCACCGUAUCACAUAGCUUUCUGAACCAUGUCUGGAGAAGACGCACCUGCCCAGCAGCAAAACGCCGUGGACCAGAAGCAGGAGACCAAACCCACCGAAGAGCCUAAAUCCGAGCAGCCCAACACGGACUCUGCACCCGCAGGUGCCGCCGAGGCAGCCGCCACUCCCGCGGCGACCACUGAGAAGGUCCCCGAGGAGGAUACGUUCACUUACCGCGCUCUGGUGCUCACUGGCUACGGAGGCUAUGAUAAAGUCAAGCUGCAAGUAAAGAAGGGGAAGCCAGCACUCAAGGCUGGCGAGGUCCUGGUGAGGGUUAAGGCUUGCGGGCUCAACUUUGCCGACUUGAUGGCCAGACAGGGGCUCUACGACCGGCUGCCGUCCCCGCCGGUCACCCCGGGAAUGGAGUGCUCCGGGGUGGUAGAGGCUGUGGGGGAUGAAGUAACAGACAGAAAAGUUGGUGACAAAGUGAUGGUCCUGAACCGCUUCGGGCUCUGGCAGGAGGUGGCAGUGGUGCCAGCCAGCCACACCUUCCCCAUUCCCGAGGGGAUGAGCUUUGAAGAGGCAGCAGCCCUCCCUGUCAACUACAUCACUGCCUACAUGAUGCUGUUUGACUUUGGCAACCUGCGACCCAACCAGAGCGUCCUUAUCCACGCUGCUGCAGGUGGUGUGGGCAUUGCAGCCACUCAGCUGUGCAAGACAGUGAAGGAUGUGACUGUGUUCGGCACUGCAUCAGCCAGCAAACAUGAGACCAUCAGCCAGGGUGGAGUCACGCACACCAUUGACUAUCGCACCAAGGACUAUGUGGAGGAAGUCCGCAAGAUCAGUCCAAAAGGGCUGGACAUAAUACUGGACCCUCUUGGAGGAUCAGACACUCAUAAGGCCUACAACCUGCUGAAACCUAUGGGCAAACUUAUCACCUAUGGUGCAGCUAACAUGCUGGCGGGACAAAGGAAGAACCUGCUCGCCGUGGCCAAAAACUGGUACCACCAGUUCUCCAUCCACACACUCAGUUUGAUCCAGGGGAACAAGUCUGUGUGCGGCUUUCACCUAGGUUACCUGGACGGGGAGACGGAGCUUAUCACCCAGGCCAUGAGUAUCAUUCUGGAUCUGUACAAGGAGGGCAAAAUCAAACCCCGCAUCGACUCCACUUGGCAUCUUGAGCAGGUUGGUGAUGCCAUGAGAAAGAUGCAAGAGAGGAACAACAUCGGCAAAGUGAUCCUCACCACAGAGCCGAUGCCCGAGGAAGAGAAGAAGGAGGAGACCAAGAAGGAGGACAAGAAAGAGGACAAGAAGAAAGACGACAAGAAGAAGGAUGACAAGAAGAAGGACGAUGGAAAGAAGGAGGAGAAGAAGGAUGACAAGAAGAAAGAGGAGGCUAAGAAGGAGGAGAAGAAAGAGGAGGAGAAGAAGGAAGAGGCAAAGAAGGAGGAGAAGUGAGAGGGAGGGAUGCAUGGAUAGUCAAGCAGACCAACAGGGAGUUCAUGUCCUGGGAGCAGGGGGUGUGUUGGGGAUAAGUAUGGGGGUGGGGUGUUAGCAAAGCUGAGAAGGAGUUGGGAUAGAUUUGAAAAUGAUGACACUAUUCUCAGUCUUUCACCUCGAGUCUACAGUGAUUACUUAGGCCUGGCUUGUCUCACCUCCCCUUGCCCUCCUGUUUCUUGCUUUUAUCUAAGCAAAAUUCCAGUCUUGCAAACUCCUGACAUGCUCCAAACUCAUCUUCCACCCUUUCUCUGUCAGAGUAUUAAACAUUUUUAUCCUAUUGGUAAUCAUAGAAACAAGAGAGCAGUGGAGGAUGGUGGGUAUGGUCCAGGCCUGGGGCAAAUUACUGUCUCCUUGACAACCUUAAUCCCCGCUCGCACUUCGGCUUCACCCUCGACCUCCGUGCCCCUCCGCACCUCAACUCCCGCUGUGCUAAAUUGUUCUGCUCUGACUUCCACCUGCCACCUCCACUUCCCCCCUCACUGUGCUGAGUCCCCCCCUCCCCCUUUACACACACAUCCCACACCAUCACCCAACGCACCCACAAGCUGGACCCACAGACAGGCAAAAAACACAGGCAGAAAACAAGAACCACACCCACCCACACGUUGCUCUCUCAGUGUCCAGCUCUUAGUUAUGUCAGUAAGCAUGAGUCAGAGUUGCCUCUGAUUGGCUGAUGCACCUCACCUCCCCAGGAGAUAUUCCCACUGUGGAUUUGAUGGUGCUGAUGCUACAGACCACAAUAAUGGUUAUUUGACUGAUUAUAAAGCACGCAUUUUCACCAAAUCUCAGUGAUGUUCAUAUAGUGGCUGCAGUUUAGCACUUGCCUGAAUAUGAAUUUCCCACAUAAUGAGCCUUUCUGUGUUGUGUUGAAUAGGGCGGCAGAAAUCAUCGCUCAGCUUCCUUCUCCUUAGUUACAGAUUUUCUAGCCGACCAACUGUUGGCAAGAAGUGCACAGUGCCAAUUAAGAGAGAAUUUGUUUCUGUUCAAACAAGCAACAAACACACACACAAACACACACUUGCUGAAUGUGAUGAAAGAGGUACUGUCAUGCCGUGACAGUGAAGUAUCCAAAGUGAGCAAGUUAAGACGGUGAAAACGAGUUCUUUAUUUUAUUCCUCCCUGGUCCUCCUCUAGGCUUUCCAUGGCAUUCUGCUCCAUUCAUAGCGACCACUCGCCUGUCUAUCACCCUGACAUAAGCAAAGAGAAUUCUAGUGUCCAUACUUUAUCUCCCCACUCCUCUCUCUCUCUCUCUCUCUUUCGCUCUCUCGCUUUCUGUCUCUCCCUCCUCUUUCUGUUUCCCUCUCUAUGGUCGGCAUAGCAACAGGCGUAAGGCUUGUCAGAGACGGCACUGUGGUCUGUUUCUCUGACUCCCUCUUGCUGCGUCCCUUUUCUGCUCUCCUAACUCUCUAUUUGCCAACAGUCUGUACUUCAACAGGUGGAGAAUGUAUUAAGAAUCUCAGAUUAAAAGGAGGAGGAGAUGAAGUUUUCCAGAUUUUUAGUAUUGCCCUGGAAAACUUUAACAUUUAUUUGAUAAUUGACAAUGUGUGCAAUUAGCAGUAUUAUGGCUAACAUAGUGCACUGAUUCCCCUUAUGGAUGUUCUGAAUCAGUCUGUGUCUAAAUUUAAUAAUUGGCUUUAAACAUUAGACAAAACUGCCUGUCUCACUGCCUGUCUCUGGGUCCGGUAUCACUGUUGAGACUCAGAUGGUGACUAGUGACUUUGUAAAAAAAAAAAAAAGAAAGAAAAUAAAAAAAAAAAAGAACGAAAAAGAGAAAAAAAAAGAAAAAAUAUUGUUGUGUUAGCAUGAGUGGCCUCCCUCAUGUGCUGUGUGUGGUGUGCCAUUGUGUGUGAAGACGUGUGUGUCCUCAGGUCGUUUGUCAGGUUUUAAAAGCACCCACCCUACCUGCCCCUACCACAUUUCCACUUUACACUAUUCAGCUACAGUACAAUGUAGCUCCAAACUCACCCUUCCUCCUCUAUCUCCCUCCUGUCUGAUAAGAGGCCUGUGUUAUGAGGACAGUUGGUAUUAGUAUUUUGCACUCUGCUCGCUGAUCUUAAUGCACUUGCAAGCAUGGCAGUCGCACUCCAGUCCUAUGUGGGCUUUGAUUUUGCUUCAUGUUUGCAGCCUGUUUCCCAUCAUCCUGUCCCAGUGUAUCAGCUGAAGCAGCACAGGUGGCACACGCACUCAUUUUCAGCUUGCCAGUCCCUGCUCGGGCCAACUUCUCUUGGGUGGCAGCUAAAAUCAAAGCAUUCAUCCAUCCUUGACUGUGGGAAGUAAAAUGUGGAGUGGGUUGAUCUGGUCUGGAGUGCGACCGCCAUGCUGGUGUGGGGAGUGAUUGUGUCCUGUCAGCCUCUGGUUAGUGUUCUGUUCUAAUCUGCUGGGCUCCCUUUGUGAACCUGUGGACGGUGCUUCUGUUCUGAGUGCCAUGUGAGACACAAAUGCUUCAGUGAAAGAAAAAAAAAAAAAAGGAAAAAUGUUUUACUAUGUUAUUUUGAUUUACCUUUAUAUUUUCAUUUGAUUGUUUUGUUAUCCAAGGGUUUAAAGUUCAAAGCUCAUACAGUACUCUUUAUGUGGGGACCUGCCAACCUGCACUCCUUUUAAAUGUGAUAAAGUUUUUCUGUUGGUUCAAACCAUGUGUGCCAAAUUGUAUGUAUAUUCCUCUGUCAAUGCUUUGAAUAUUAACAGUGCAUAAAAAUCUAUAAAGACAA
Messenger RNA from Melanotaenia boesemani (Boeseman's rainbowfish), 4388 nucleotides. RefSeq names its product vesicle amine transport 1 (gene vat1). Gene Ontology annotation, molecular function: oxidoreductase activity; zinc ion binding. The transcript has 6 exons. The coding region runs from base 229 to 1638 and encodes 469 amino acids. The record is from RefSeq and is a predicted model, not a curated record. NCBI's taxonomy places the organism in Eukaryota, Metazoa, Chordata, Actinopteri, Atheriniformes, Melanotaeniidae.